AUGGUGAAGCUCAGCAAGAUGAACAAGUCGCAGAAGGUGCUCCUCGCGUACGCCGCGCUCUACGCCGUGUACAGCCUCUUCUGGCUCGGCGAGAUGGUCGGCCUUCAAGACGCGGGCUUGAAAUUCUUUGGCAAGCGAGCUGGAAAGAUUCAAGUCUCCGCCGCGACCUGGGGCGGCGUCGGCGGCCUCACGCUCGCCCUCGACCACGUCUUCGCCGCGCUCAAGUGCAGCAAGGACGUCGCGCAGAGGACAGUCCUCGUCACGCUCCUCGGCUGCUUCUUCCGCCUCGGCGCGUUCGCGAGCCAGGGGUCGCAAAAAUGGGGCGGCGCGCUCGUCCACUCUGAAUUCGUCGCCGGCGGCGUCAUCACGAUCGGGAUGAUCCUCGCCGCGAUGGAGUGCCUCCGCGGCGGCCUCACGUCCGGGAAGCACCCGAUCUUCGGCUGCAAGGGUCUGACCCACGGCAACCUGAUUCUUCUGUGGGCGAUGAUGUUCUUUUACGUCGUCUCUUUCAUCUUCACCGAUUUCAUCGGCGACAACUACGUCUGCGGCAAGACGAGCUGCAGGAUUUCGGAGCCGCGCGCGUACGACCAGAUGGCGUGGACGAUCUCCAUGUGGGUCUCCGUCAUGGUCCAGAUCCCGAUGAUGCUCUCCGUCGCCACGAAGGCGGAGCAGCAGAAGUUUGCGCUGCAGAGGCUCCUCUCCAUCGUGUUUUCCAUCUAUGUGAUGCACUCGGAGAAGGACAUCUCCGUUCCGUCCAAGUACCUCGAGAACCUCGUCGCCAUGGGCGUGAUGUUCGUGCUCUGCCUCACCGCCGGGCUCGGCGACAAGAUCAUGAAGCCGAAGAAGGCUAAGCGCGCGGCGGCGGCGAACAACACCGCGGUCGGACGCCGCAAGCGCCAGUAAACGGUUUUGGUUUCCAACCGACGAAAAACAAAUUUAAAAAAAAAAAACACGCGGCGGGGGCGACUGCGCGCCCGCGCGCGUCGCCAGUCACGCGUGACCGCUCACUGCUUGCGACUAUAAUAACACAUAAUAUCGCGCGCGCGCGCCGCUGAGUACCACCAAAAACAGCGGCGCCGCGGCUUCGGGGAAAAACUACCGUUGUAAUAUUUAUAACGAAGAAGUGAAACG
This is a messenger RNA of Micromonas pusilla CCMP1545, 1131 nucleotides long. RefSeq lists its product as uncharacterized. The transcript is spliced from 2 exons. Lineage: Eukaryota; Viridiplantae; Chlorophyta; Mamiellophyceae; Mamiellales; Mamiellaceae. The record is from RefSeq and is a predicted model, not a curated record. The coding region runs from base 1 to 903 and encodes 300 amino acids.